AUGAUCCAGCGACGACGCGGAUCGGAAGUUGAGGUACUUGCGAAAGAGGAAGAUCAGCUAUCGCGUGUGGAUCCAAGUCUCAUGACGGAGCGUCAGCAGCUGACGUUUCUACUGCGGACAACGUCACACGAAGCAUCCCAAGUGACCAAAGAGAAGGCAAAAGACGCGGCUGGCUGUACGGUCGUUGUGUCCUAG
Molecule: messenger RNA, 195 nt
Organism: Peronospora matthiolae
Lineage: Eukaryota; Oomycota; Peronosporomycetes; Peronosporales; Peronosporaceae
Source: the annotation of a GenBank genome assembly